Messenger RNA from Hippoglossus stenolepis (Pacific halibut), 4213 nucleotides. RefSeq names its product aryl hydrocarbon receptor. Gene Ontology annotation, biological process: regulation of transcription by RNA polymerase II. The record is from RefSeq and is a predicted model, not a curated record. Gene Ontology annotation, cellular component: aryl hydrocarbon receptor complex; nucleus. The transcript has 11 exons. Gene Ontology annotation, molecular function: protein dimerization activity; transcription cis-regulatory region binding; nuclear receptor activity. Bases 84 to 2981 code for a protein of 965 amino acids. NCBI's taxonomy places the organism in Eukaryota, Metazoa, Chordata, Actinopteri, Pleuronectiformes, Pleuronectidae.
GAAGCCCCUGUGGCGCAGGAGUGAAAAGAGAAAAAAAAACAACGUGGAGCUAACGUCAAGUUUGGGGAGAACGAAGUGACACCAUGUUGGGGAACACGGGGACUUACGCUAACAAGAAGAGGAAGAAGCCUGUCCUCAAACAAAAGAAAGUCUCUGACGGCAAAGAGGUUGUCAAAUCAAACCCUUCAAAGCGACACCGGGAUAGGCUGAAUGGGGAGCUGGACCGCCUCACGGACCUCUUGCCCUUCUCUGAGGAUGGUCGCUCUCGUCUGGACAAACUGUCAGUCCUUCGCCUUAGUGUGGGUUACCUGAAGGCCAAGAGCUAUUUUAAAGCCAUCAUGAAGAACAGCAGCAGCAGUCUAAAGGUUCCUAGGCUGAACGGGCAGAAUGGGAACAACAUGGACACCACAGGCUUCUCCGAGGGCGACCUGCUGCUCCAGGCGUUGAAUGGGUUUGUGAUGGUGGUCACGACGGACGGUUUGGUGUUUUAUGCCUCUCCCACAAUCAAGGAAUACCUGGGCUUCCAUCAGUCGGACGUGGUUCACCAGAGUGUCUUUGAUCUCAUCCACACUGACGACCGAGACAUGUUCAGACAGCAGCUGCACUUCGCCCUGAACCCACAACCAAUCAGCACGGCAGGAAAUGGCUUGCAGAGCUUUGGUAACACAGAUAGGUACAGUCCUGAGCACCUUCCUCCAGAGAACUCGUCCAUCCUGGAGCGGAGCUUUGUGUGUCGCUUCCGCUGCCUCCUGGACAACUCGUCCGGCUUUCUGGCGUUGAAGUUCCAGGGGCGACUGAAGUUCGUCCACGGUCAGAGUGUUGUGAGCGACAACAGGACGUGCAGCCACCCUCAGCUGGCUCUGUUUACCAUUGCUAUGCCUGUUCAGUCCCCGUCCAUCGUGGAGAUCAGAGCAAAAAUGAUUCUGUUUCAAACCAAACACAAGCUGGACUUCACACCCAUGGCCAUUGACAGCAGGGGGAAAAUAAUCCUGGGCUACUCAGAGACUGAACUGUGUAUGAAAGGCUCCGGCUACCAAUUCAUCCACGCAGCUGAUAUGAUGUACUGCGCUGACAGACACAUGCGCAUGAUUAAAACAGGAGAGAGCGGACUCACUGUCUUCAGGCUCCUCAGUAAGUCAAACAGCUGGGUGUGGGUGAAGGCCAAUGCAAAGCUGAUCUUCAAAGAAGGACGACCAGAAUUCAUCAUCGCAUAUCAGAAAGCUUUAGUCAACACUGAGGGUGAGGAAUAUCUGCGUCAGAGGAGCCUGCAGCUUCCCUUCAGCCUCACAAGAGGAGAGGCCAUCCUCUACAACACCGGCCCCACUGUGGACAUCACGCUCCCUCAGUUCAAUAAAAUGUUCAGCAACACGGACACAAGCAAGGACGUGGCCCCCCGCUCUUUACUGGACUGCUUCCUGAGACAGGAUGAAACGGCGUACAUCCAGACAGUGGAGCCGCCCUUGCCUGUGGACCAGGUUUUCAAGGAAAGCCACGCUCUAGUCACCAUUCCCAGUGACGUGUGGCAGGAAAACAGGGCCCUGGUCGAUACAGGCGACCCUGUCGCUGUGAAAGCAGAGGCCAAGCAGUCAGUGAUGGCUGUGAUCGACAGCUUUGAAAAAAUGGCUCAAAAUGGCGACUUCAGUGCGGCGCUGCAGAAUAUGGAGGUGGACGACGCUGAGCUGAUGGAGUUGGAAAACCCGCUGAAGAGAUUGGGUCAGGACGAGGAUCAGCAAAACAACGUCAGCUCUGAGCUGGACAGCAUCCUCACAAAUGACAUAUUUGACUACAUUGACAGGGUUUUAUUCCAGGAGAAGGCAGGCGAUGGUCUGGAUGCCAGACGUCCCAGCAGCCUCUGCAAUAAUCCACAGGAGCCCUUCAGUGACGCUGCUCUGUUCUCAGCCAAUCAGCUCUGUGAGCCACAGUUGUUUAAUACACAGAGUCCUCAUCAUACCUUCUCUCCAAAGAAUGGACUCUACACUCACCAGCAGGAUCCAGGGCAGAGCUUAUCAGACUCUGCUCAGAUACUCAACAGCACCCAGAAACUCUCGCACCAAGGUCCCCUCAUUGCUGCGGCUGACACCAACCUACCGGCUCUUCAACAGCUGCAGCUCCAGGACAUUUUCAGCCCGUCGAUAGAGCUCCCAGAUCUUGUUGUUCCUGACGCCCCGGCCCCAUUCCAGUCCUGCGGGCAGGUGCCCAUCAGCCACAUGGGAGGGGUACAGAGGUUCCCUGCUCAGACACAGUUCCUGCCAAACAAUUUUCCGGCUCCUGCGAUGGCAGGGAAUGGACACAUGCUGCAGAGCUCUGUUAAACAACCAAAGAACAUAGCACCCGGUGUGGUGGACAUUUUGCCACAACUGAUUCCCUGCAAUGACUUAAGUUCCUCUACCCCACAGAUCAUUCCCAUUCCCUUUGCUGCAGCUUGUCUGCAGGGAAGUUCCCCCUUUGAAACGCACAUGGUUCAGCAGUGGCCACAGGGUCAGCAGCAGAAGCUGCCUCAGUCUGGCAUCAUGCAGAACGGACAUCAGCUGAUGCCAGCCUGUCACGGCCAAACUUCCGAAAGCCAAACAGUCCCGCACAGUGGUCUAUGGCCCAGGCGAGUUACCGGACUGAACCACGCUCUGCAAGGCGGGCUGGCAUGUGGACAGGCAGCUACUCACAGCAGCUGCAUGUUUGAGCAGCAAUUUUCCUCCAGUCCAGCAGUGGGUGACAUGCUGGCUCUCUCUGGGUCUUCGGGCCUGAGGCAAACAGGAGUGACACUGGAUCCGAGUCCUCUUCAAGGUUCCUGCUGCUUCCAGUGGAGCUGCAGUGAACCAGUGGUGGGAGCAUUGACCAUCAACCAGGAGAACGGCAACAUCCCGUCCGAGCACAUUCAGCACUACCAGGAAAACCACAGGCAGACACAGGAUGAAAAGCUCUCGGCUGAACUCAAUGGGAUCUUUGCGGCUCCUCCUCAUGACGUAGCCAUGUACUCUGCGUAGUCGAGGACGACACGGUGCCUGUAUCAGUGCUUUUAAUGCUUACCUUCCUGUUUUAUAUCACUUUGUAUUAUAUUUACUGUGUCCGCUCUCAUGUUUGUCAGUUUCUAGUGAAGAUACACUUAAAAAAAUAACAAUAAUGAAAAUAUAAAAAAUAAAAAUGAAGUAUAAAGCCGAAAGUGCCUGUACCAGGAUGGAACUUUAGCCAGUUGGUAAGCUGGGUCCAGGGAACCCUAAAAAUACUAGAAAAUGUUUUUACAAGGGAAACAGUGCUCAUGUCCACAGAUUUCCCAGAUUUAGAUACAUGAAAACACUCAGAAUGUGAUUUUUUUUUUUUAAAUUAAACACAGCUGUACCACCAUCAUCCAUAUCACUACAGAUGAAUCAAUUGUAUAUAUUUUGAAAGUGUCACCUGCUCUUUGUUGCUUUUCCAGGAUUAGGUCUCAGACAGUGGAAAACAAUUCCUGAAUCUGCUUCCUUAAUCAAAUUGGUUUCAAGUUUCAAUAAAAUCAGCUCAGUAGUUUCUUCGUAAUCCUGCUAAAAGACAGAAAAACAGCAAUUAAAACAUAUGAUUAAAACUUCCUUAGCGGAGGUUACAAAUGAUGGAUGAACUUAAUACAUAAUUUCACACCUUCACCAGAGAUGUGAGUGAAUUUGCAGCAUCUCUCAACCAAACAUUCACAAAUUUCUCUUCCAUCCUCAUAUUAUCUGAUCUCGUUACUAUAUUUUCCACUUCCCACACUAAGCCAUAUACAGUGUAACCCUUUUUUCUGUGCCGUCUUGCCUGAUAAGCAGCUCAAAAAUAUUUUUAUUUUGUGUCUUUUCUUUAUCUUCAUAUUCACCACACUACAAAAAGACAUGGCAGCUUUACCACGUAUUUCCCGCUGCAUUGUGGGAAAUCACUCAGUAUCUCACCUUCCAUUAAGAUUCUGUUUUGUGAUUUCAAACCUUAACGUCUGAGGACACUUAAUGAAUCGUCUUUGAUGUCGGACUUUGAUACGGCCUCGGAUUAAACAACAAACCUGGAGCCAAAUGUUUUCUUCACAGUUGUAUUCAUAUUUUUAAAUGUGUGCCUUGACAGUCGCCAUAUUUCCCUUUAUUUGUACAACAACUGUUCAGUUUAUUUAGCCAAGUAGUAGAAUUACCUAUAUCAUAAUACAAUAUGUAUAUUAAAUACGUAACAACCUCUUUUCUACUGAUAAAUGCUUUUUCAUAAAUGUUUGUUAUGAUUAAAA